GGGACGGCAUCUAUGCCGUCGUGGCACGGCUGGACGGCGAGCUCGCGAAGGAGCGGCAGCAGCGCGAGGCCGUGGAGGCGCGCGUCGCUGCGCUGGAGAUGUCCGUCGUGCGGGAGCACGAGGAGCGGGAGCUCCAGCUGCAGGGCUUCUCAGGCGAGCUCGAGCAGACGAUGAGAGAGAUCAUCGCCCGAGUGGACGAGGGCUUGUCAGCUGGCGCCCAAGCGAUGCGAGAACGGUCGGACCAGACCGAGGAGAGGCUGCGCACCCUCAUCCAGCGCGUCGACGAGGGCCUUUCGGCCAGCGCCGCGGCUCUGCAGGACACCCUCAGCAGCGCCGGGCAGGGCUUCGCGGCCGGCCACCGACCACCCACCUCCCGCGACGGAGGCGGAGCCCAUCACCGCCAGAGGAGUCCGGCCAGGGCCUGCGCCCCGAGCGCCAGCUCCGAGGAGGACCCGCCAGGCUUCGAGGCGACGACGACGACGGCCGCGCGCGUCCCGGACGCGGACAAACUGAUCGAGUCCUGGGACCGCCUGCGCCAGGAGAACCUGGUGCUACGCGAGCAGCGUGCCCUGCUGUGCCGAGCGCGAUCGCCAGCCCGCGCGCGUGCCGUCGUUCAGCCGUGCGUCGGCAUGCCUACGCCGUAUCCGUGCACAUUGCAGGCGGUCGCCCCGCCAGUUGUGCGGGCCACCGUGGGCGUGGCCAGCCACGCCCUGGCCGUCGCCGCCAGGCCGCCGUACUGA
This is a messenger RNA of Prorocentrum cordatum, 740 nucleotides long. Lineage: Eukaryota; Dinophyceae; Prorocentrales; Prorocentraceae. The record is from the annotation of a GenBank genome assembly.